Molecule: messenger RNA, 5323 nt
Organism: Limanda limanda (common dab)
Lineage: Eukaryota; Metazoa; Chordata; Actinopteri; Pleuronectiformes; Pleuronectidae
Gene: mgat1b
Product: alpha-1,3-mannosyl-glycoprotein 2-beta-N-acetylglucosaminyltransferase b
Exons: 3
Coding region: 776-2347 (523 amino acids)
Biological process (GO): protein N-linked glycosylation
Cellular component (GO): Golgi apparatus
Molecular function (GO): alpha-1,3-mannosylglycoprotein 2-beta-N-acetylglucosaminyltransferase activity
Source: RefSeq, a predicted model, not a curated record
AGACAGUCAGUGGUAGACCCAGCUGGAGUAUGAGAACCUGACACAGGAAAGGGCUCAGAACGAAGUGUCUGAAUACACAUGCCGGUGGCAGUGUACGGUCUGUAACGGAGCACAUACUGUAGCCUGCUCUCAGCAGCAGACACUGGUGAUGGAUAAAAGAGCAGAGCUGGGGGGAUAAUGUGAACCAGAGGUCGGGGUCCUGGCAGCAGUGGAGCCGCUGUGUACCCACAGAUAUGUGCUGUGAUUGUGACACCGAGGGAAAUGUAAGGGUGGCUCCACCAGCUAACGUUAGCUAGCUAGUCAGCUAGCCGGUGAGUGCUGCAGCUCGGUGCAAGUCUCGUGUCCUUCCACGAUGCAAACAGCACCAUGUCGUUCACGUCAUGUGAGAGGAUAAUGGCGGAAGGAUAACAACCAAGGAGUCACAUUCCCUCAACCUAUAGCGACCCCACUUCCCCCUUCUCACUUUCGAACCUCCCCUUGCUGAACUUGUUUGAGAGCUGUCUCUGCUCAUUGCCUAUCUCCUUGGAAUUUCUUGGAAUUUUGAAUUCCACAGCAGAAUCAUGUGAAUUAAUCUCAAUCUGGAGAGUCCCCACCUUAACACCCUCCUGGACAAAAGAGAGGAUGAUUCUAAAUUUUGAAAUAAUUGCAAUGUGACUUGAAAUCUAAUUCCUACCCAUCUGAGAUUGCUGCCUUUGUGUGUACAUUUCUCACUCUGGUUCCAUCAAUUGUUCCCUAUUGCAGCCUUUUCAUAUCCCUUUUCUUGUGACAUUGGGCCAUGGUUCGCAAGAAAGGUUCUCUAAUACUAUGCAGUGCUUUCCUGUUUGUUGCCUGGAAUGCUUUGCUUCUACUUUAUCUUUGGGGUCGCCCUCCCAUCGGCCGCCCCGGAGAAGGUGGAGGAGCCGAACCAGGAGGAAAGGAGGAGUGGGGUGUGGGCAGAGGGAAAGGAGGCCAGAUCAAUCUAGCUGGAGAGGUGAUCCGGCUGGCUGAGGAAGUCGAAAUCCAACUUGAGACGCAGAAAAAGCUACUGAAGCAGAUUGAAAGUCACAGGGCUGUGUGGGCUCGGCAGAAGGAUGUUGGUAAGAGACAAACGGAUGAUAAAAAAGAAGUCAAAGAAGAGGUUGUCCACCAGCCAUCAAAUCCUCCCUUUCCUGUCAAGGACAGUGUAGAUGACAGGACCCAAACUGACGUACAACUUACACAGAAGCCUGUUCAUACAGUAGCCCCAAACUUUAAGUUAGAACAGCACCAAGCCACUGAAAUAAAGGAAGAUGUUGCUGAACAUAAUAAUUUGCCCACUUCUGUUGCCAGCCCACAGGUUGUCAUUCCCAUUUUAGUAAUUGCUUGUGACAGGGUAACAGUUAAACGGAGCCUCGAUAGACUGAUACAGUACCGCCCUUCUCCACAACUAUAUCCAAUUAUUGUCAGCCAGGACUGUGGCCAUGCCGAGACUGCUCGUGUGAUUGGCUCAUAUGGAGAUCAAGUGACGCACAUAAGCCAGCCAGACCUGUCGGACAUCAGAGUCCGGCCAGAACACAGGAAGUUCCAGGGCUACUACAAAAUUGCCAGACAUUAUCGCUGGGCACUCAACCAAGUGUUCAACACCUUUUCCCAGUCUACUGUGGUUGUAGUGGAGGAUGACCUGGAGGUGGCACCGGAUUUCUUUGAGUAUUUCCAAGCUCUGUACCCAAUUUUACGUGCUGACCCCACCCUGUGGUGUGUUUCUGCCUGGAACGAUAAUGGUAGAGACGCCUUGGUGGAUCCAUCCAAGGCUGGUCUCCUCCAUAGAACAGAUUUUUUUCCCGGGCUUGGCUGGAUGCUGCUGAAGAACAUGUGGGACGAACUUGAACCCAAAUGGCCCUUGGCCUUCUGGGAUGACUGGAUGCGUCAACCAGAGCAGCGCAAGGACCGCUCUUGCAUCCGCCCAGAAAUCUCACGGACUAUCACCUUUGGCCGUAAAGGCGUGAGUUUAGGUCAAUUCUUUGACCAGUACCUUCGUUAUAUUAAGCUAAAUACUCAAUUUGUGCCUUUUACCAAACAGGAUUUGUCUUAUUUGUUAAAAGAGAAGUACGAUGAAAAGUUUAUCAAAGAGAUUUACAGUGCACCACUGGUGAAAAUUGAAGAACUGCAACAAGGGGGCAGCUUAAGAGAUCAUGGACCAUACAGAGUGCAGUACUCCAGCCGUGACAGUUUUAAAGUCUUUGCUCGAAAUCUGGGGGUGAUGGAUGACUUGAAAUCUGGAGUCCCCCGUACAGGUUACAGAGGCGUAGUCAGUUUCUUGUACCGAGGCCGAAGGGUGCUCCUGGCUCCACCAGAGGGAUGGAUGAAGUAUGACAUCAGCUGGAGCUGAAAGUCUUAUUCAAUGUGAAUAAAGGUUUAAGAGGGGAGACAGCCUUACUCAGAGGAACUCUCUGAGACCAAAGAAUAUCAGCUGACGCAGUAGUUCAUGAAGGGACUGAAGUAUCACAGCUGGGGCUACACAUCAGUGGAGCUGCAAGAUCAAAUGUUGACCCAGGCCCCUUUGUCAGGGAAGGUUCUAAAAUAGGGUGCUCAUUCAGGAUCAGUAGGUCCAUGGCCACACAGACCUCACAUGGAGUUCAAACUUGUAGGAAGAGUCUACCCUUAAACACUGUUUCAAAAGAGCUAUUGGCAAUGUGCCUUGCUUUAUAGGCCCACUUCGUUUUAUGUAUUUUUAUUUCUGUGAAAAUUGGCCAAAUGUAGAGUUAACAUCACAUUGUUGCUGUUUGCAGCAGCUGUAAAUGAAGGGUGUUACAGAAAAUUCUUUGAAUCAUAAACAAGGAGAGUGUGUUUCAAAGUCUGCGAUAGUUUCCACACACUAGAAGACACAACUUUGGAGAAAAAAACAAUUGUAUAAUGUUUUUGAAAGUUGUUAAAUUUGACCCAACUACCUACGUCAUGUUAUUGGUUUAAGUCUAUAGAACUAAUCAGAAACAGAGUGUACAAAGGAAAUGAAAAACUUCUACAAGGUAUUAUGUGGUAAACAAAGGCCAUAUCCACUGCUGAACUGAGUCACUAUAGCCCUGAUGGUUAUCAUUUAAGGAGACAGGCUUUCUCAUUAAUGCUACAUUGAAGAAAUUGUAAUUGAGCAGACUGAACUUCUCAAAGUGCAAUAACUUGGAUCCAGCAUGAACAAGCUGCGAAAUGCUGUCCAUUCUGUAUCACUGUCAAACUCACUGAGCAGCUCAUAAAAUCUGUCGGGAAGGGUGUCUGCUCAGCAGAUGAUAAGAAAACGAAGAUGGGGACGAACAAUGUCAGAUGGAUGCAAAAUAUUCAGUACAAUGAUUUGGUCUGACCAAGAAGGGUCUCCUCUAUUGAAGUCAGUACAAACCCUACAUUAUCUUUUUCACUAACUGAGUGCUAAGAACUGCAGAAAAAAAAUAAAAUUUGUUGUGUACUUUUGCUGUAAGCACCAAAAGCACUGCCAGGACGACAUCUUGAGCCAUCUUUGACUGUACGUGAUUCGUUUUGACUGUACGUGAUUCGUAUUGACUGUAAUUAUAGAGACAUGCCAUGGUUUUGUUGCUUUACAGUUGCCUGUUGUCAUUUUCCCCUACCUUACAGAUUGUUUAGAAGAUCACCUAGCAUAAGGUGAGCGCAUAAAACAACCUGUAACUGCUCAGUGACUUGAGAUGUCUGAGUUCCAGGAGAUAUUAACUGGACUGUGAUGUGUGAUAUGGUCCUGAAUCAGGGCUACACCUACAGUGGCAUUACUAGAGGAGACCUUUGGACCUAUUGGUAGGAAGAAAUACAUUGAAGUUAAUUAAGAUGCCAGAGCGCAAGAAGAAAAUCUGAAUGACACUCAAUAAUAAAAUGGUCCUGAUGAUUUUUGCUACAGGACAAGGAACCGAUGUUUAAAAGUGUGGGAGCAUCAAGGAAGGAGUUUUUCCCAUAUUUUCAGCACUGCUGUUCUCAGGCUACGUCCACAUUAAUAUUAUUUGUUUUAAAAGACUCACAAGCGUUUAAGCCUCUAAAAUGAACACCUUUCAAAACUGGCCCGGUUUUGAUUAGAAAACUCCAGGCUCCAGUGUUUCAGUCUGUUGGGGGCUAGAACAGGCAUUUUUAAAUAAUGAUUUGCUUCUUGAUUGGAUCUUAAACUUGAAUUGACUACCAGCAGUAAAGGAAAGAAUUGCUUACGCUGUCAUUCCAAGAAAAGCUAAAUUGUUGCUCUUACUAUACUAAAUACUUGCUUUAAAACUAAUAUGCCUUAGUAUGGAUGUUGCCUUAGAUCAGUUAAUGAACAUUGCUGUGAAAGUGCAAUGACAACAUUAAAUCAAAGGAGACAUGAUCUUAUUGUAUUAAAGCCUUGGUAUGCUUCAAGUCAAGUUGAACAGUUGACAUUUAUAUAUAAAGGUAAAAGUGUUACGACCAUUUUUUUUUAAGGACCCCAGUUGAGGACAGGUGAAAAAUACUGUGUCUUUGUAGUCUUGACACAAUUAUUUGUGCAAAUGAAUAUGACAACAUCAAAUAUACAGUCUCUUUUAAGAAAGUGACAAUAGAUGUGUGAAGAAAGCUUGGGGGGCAGUUUCACACAUCCCAGUUCCUUUCCAGUCACUGUGUAACAUGGGUGUGAUUGAUUCUCGUCAGUUUCAGAAAGUUGCAGAAAUUAUCAAACACAGCUCCUUCAAUUCUGCUAUGAAAGAUUUGCAGACAGCACUAGAUGACCCCAUCAACAUAUUGUUUGAAGCAUACUGAGGCUUUAAGGUUCAUCUUUUCAUAUUUGGAUGAAGGUCUUUGGAUUUCUUUUUAUGUUUAUGCAGCCCAGUUUAAAUUCCAUGAAAUGUUUUGCUGGAGGAAAUACAAUAUUUAUACUUCAGCUGCUUUGGAUUUCAGAAGGUUAUGGAACCACACCUCUGUUUGGAUUAAUAAACUUGGUGUCUAAAUAUGUUGAAGGAAAUAUAUUAAUAUAAAGGAAGAAACUAUAAUGGGAAGGCGGUUUUAAAAUGAUUUAACGAUUAAGAACUUGAAGUUCGAACAAGUUUGCCAAGCUGCAAGUAAGAUUCAGACAUCACUGAGUCAGACAUUUGAUUGAUGAUCGCCCUAAAGCCCUAAUGUGGGCAAAGUUGUAACUACAUGACAUCCAAACCAUGGUUUGGUCAGAUUAGGUUUGUUGAAAAACCAAUGAUUGUUUGAUUUUUAAUUGUUUCUGCAACAAGAAGGCCGAGAAAUGAUUAUCACUGUACUGUAAUUAGCUUCGGGAGAUUAUCAACAAGAUUGAUUGAGUCCCAUGUCUGUAUGGUGAUGUGUAAAACCACUGCCUGAUGUGUUUAUAACUUUAACACAGUAUAAAUAAAAUCAACUAUUUUGA